Molecule: messenger RNA, 1392 nt
Organism: Microtus ochrogaster (prairie vole)
Lineage: Eukaryota; Metazoa; Chordata; Mammalia; Rodentia; Cricetidae
Product: serpin A11
Molecular function (GO): serine-type endopeptidase inhibitor activity
Source: RefSeq, a predicted model, not a curated record
GUGGAGCUGCGCCCACCUCGGUAACUUCUCUAUGAUGGGGCCAGUGUGGCUGUGGCUGCUGGUAGCCGAGGUCCUGCUCCCUGUUCAUUGUCAGCCAUUUUCUCCCCAUGGAGAGAAGAGUCUGGGGGUGCCUCAACCAGCCAGCCACCAGCUCCUGGAGCCAGCACCCGCCUAUGGCAAGGUCACACCCACCAUCACUAAUUUUGCUUUGCGUCUCUACAAACAGCUAGCAGAGGACGUCCCCGGAAACAUCCUCUUCUCCCCCGUGAGCCUCUCUAGCAUCCUGGCUCUUCUCUCUCUUGGGGCACCUGCUGACACCCAAAUUCAGAUUCUGGAGAGCCUGGGCUUCAACCUCACGGAGACCCCAGCAGCUGACGUCCACCGGGGCUUCCAGAGCCUCCUGCACACACUUGACCUGCCCAGCCCCAAACUGGAACUGAAAGUGGGGCAUUCCCUGUUCUUAGACAGGCAGCUGAAGCCUCAGCAGCGCUUUCUGGACAGCGCCAAGGAGCUGUACGGAGCACUGGCUUUUUCUGCCAACUUCACGGAUGCAGCUGCCACAGGGCAGCAGAUCAACGACCUGGUGAGGAAGCAGACCUAUGGGCAGGUGGUGGACUCUCUCCCGGAGUUUGGCCCUGACACCGUCAUGGUUCUCUUGAACUACAUCUUCUUCAAAGCCAAAUGGAAGCAUCCCUUUGAUCGCUACCAGACCCGGAAGCAAGAGAGCUUCUCCCGGGACCAGAGGACGGCACUCCGCAUCCCAAUGAUGCGACAGAAGGAAAUGCACAGGUUCCUGUAUGACCAGGAGGCAUCGUGCACUGUCCUUCAGAUCGAGUACAGCGGCACUGCCCUGCUGCUGCUGGUCCUCCCUGACCCUGGGAAGAUGCAGCAGGUAGAGGCUGCCCUCCAACCAGAGACGCUGAGAAGGUGGAGCCAGAGGUUCCUGCCCAGUCUGCUGGAUUUGCACCUGCCAAGGUUCUCAAUUUCUGCAUCCUACAACCUGGAAGAGAUCCUGCCCCUCAUUGGUCUCAGCAACAUGUUUGACAUGGAAGCUGACCUAUCAGGAAUCAUGGGGCAACUCAACAGAACUGUCUCCAGGGUGUCACACAAGGCUGCAGUGGAUAUGAACGAGAAGGGAACUGAGGCCUCCGCUGCCUCUGGCCUUCUUUCCCAGCCGGUGCCCCUGAACAUGACUUCGGCCCCACACGCCCACGCCCAUUUCAACAGGCCCUUCCUGCUCCUUCUCUGGGAGGUGUACACUCAGAGUCUGCUCUUCCUGGGGAAAGUGGUCAAUCCAGCUGCUGUGUGACUGUGGUGGGAGGCACAGUAUGGCUACCGGGCUGCACUGCAGGAUCCUUCGGAUCAGGCUUCCUUUGGGCCACCAACCAGCUC